Ipomoea triloba (trilobed morning glory) is the source of this 2906-nucleotide messenger RNA. RefSeq names its product wall-associated receptor kinase 2-like. Gene Ontology annotation, molecular function: calcium ion binding; protein serine/threonine kinase activity; ATP binding. Gene Ontology annotation, biological process: protein phosphorylation; cell surface receptor signaling pathway. The coding region runs from base 27 to 2708 and encodes 893 amino acids. Gene Ontology annotation, cellular component: plasma membrane. The transcript is spliced from 5 exons. The record is from RefSeq and is a predicted model, not a curated record. NCBI's taxonomy places the organism in Eukaryota, Viridiplantae, Streptophyta, Magnoliopsida, Solanales, Convolvulaceae.
CAAUUGUAUUCAAACAUGCAUGAUAGAUGCAUGCAGACCCAGGCCGCCAAUCACUCUGUUCUGUUCUGUAUGCAAGCUCUUUCAUCAAAGGGUGGAGCAUUAGCAUAUCAUCCAUAUACCAUAUAGCGUAUAAAUACACUUUCAUUGCCACCCAAACUUUUAUCUAUAGAAUCGGCUCCGCUAUUGCCCAGACGAGAAGCAACGCUCCCAUUGCUCGUCCAGGUUGCCCCACCCAAUGCGGAAACUUGACGGUUCCCUACCCCUUCGGAAUCGUGGACCCAUCAGGCGGAUUUGGCGGAACCGAGACAGGAAGUCAAUGCGCACUUGAUCCCGGAUUCCAGAUAUUCUGCGACACUACUUCUUCCGGUCAAGCCUUACCAAUCUUUAUUGGAUGGAAUGGGCUCGGGCUGCUCGAGCCGCCCCGGCCGCCCCCGCCUCCCGGGCCUCCCAGGUCGCCCCCGCCUCCCGGGCAGCCUGGGCCUCCCAGGUCUCCCCCGCCUCCCGGGCAGCCUGGGCCUCCCGGGUCGACCCCGCCUCCCGGGCCGCUCCGGCAGUUCGGCUUUGUCUAUAACAUAUCAGAAACCCAGAUUUCGGUUUUGCAGCCCCGAGCGAUACCAACCAAUUGCUACGACUCCAAAGGAGCAUUGGUUCCUAAUCCGCCAUUUCUACACUCAACCUAUUGGGUACUGUCCAUAGAAAGAUUUUAUCACUACAGCCUCUCCCCUGAAAACAAGAUAACCACAGUUGGCUGCGACGAUACUCUCGUCAUAUCCGACGGAACCAAUAUUAUUUCCACAUGCACUUCCACGUGUUCUAAUGCCUCUCAACUGCCUCACAAUGGGACUUGUUCCGGUAUCGGCUGCUGCCAAUUACCCAUACCAAAAGGCUCCAACAAGGACUACAAUAUUAGCACGGUCAGUGCCACGAACCACACCAGGGUCUGGUCCUUCAAUCCCUGCUCCCACACGUUUCUUGGAGACACAAGUCGGUUCAGAUUCCUUGGUGCAUCUGAUUUGAGCAAUCCUGAUUUCACAUGGAGGAUUUCUGAAACUGUUCCAGUGGUUCUAGACUGGGCAAUUGGAGUCAUGAGUUGCAAAGAAGCCCAAAACAGUAGUGGAUAUGCAUGCCAAGCCAAUAGCCAUUGCGUAGAUUCCGACACGGGAUAUGGAGGUUAUCGCUGCCAAUGCAAUUAUGGUUAUAAAGGCAACCCAUAUCUCACUCAAGGCUGCGUCAUCGGGUUAGAUCGGCCAAUUGGAAACUUGAGUUGCAGCAAAGCCCAAAAAAGAAGUGGAUAUGCAUGCCAAGCCAAUAGUCAUUGCGUAGAUUCAAACACAGGAAAGGGAGGUUACUUUUGCAGCUGUGAUGAUGGUUAUGAAGGCAACCCAUAUCUAAGUCCAGGUUGCACUGAUAUUGAUGAAUGCAAAUAUCCAGAGAAUAAUACAUGUAUACUGCAAUGCAACAACUUUCCUGGGGGCUUCAACUGUAGUUGUCUUGAAGGGUACUAUGGCGACGGUAAAAAAUAUGGUCAGGGUUGCCAUAUGAACAAAAAGUCAAUUUUUUCAUGGUUUAAAUUCUUUUUAGGGAUAGGAUUGGGAAUAUUUGCCUUGGCUAUUGUGGCUACUUCACUAUGCUAUAUCAUCAAGAAAACAAAAAGUGCUAACAUGAGGCUCAAGUUCUUUGAACAAAAUGGUGGCUUCUUACUGAAACAAAAGAUCACCUCCAGCGAUGACUCAGAGGUGGUGAAAGUUUAUUCUGCCAAAGAGCUCAAGGAAGCUACCAAUAACUAUGCUCAAGACAUGAUUUUGGGUCGAGGUGGAAAUGGCAUUGUAUUUAAAGGAAACUUACCAAAUAUGCUUCAAGUUGCAAUUAAAAGAUCAAAAACAGUGGAUGACACUCAAAUUGAGCAGUUCAUCAAUGAGGUGGUUAUUCUUUCUCGAAUCAAUCACCGCCAUGUUGUCAAAUUCUUGGGGUGUUGCUUGGAAGCUGAAGUUCCUUUGCUAGUAUAUGAAUAUAUCUCUAAUGGAACUCUGCAUCACCAUAUCCACCGCCAAGCAGGUGCAUCGGAUUGGUUAUCAUGGGAAAAUCGUUUGAGAAUUGCAAUUGAAGCUGCCGGUGCACUUGCUUAUCUUCACUCCGCUGCAUCCAUGCCUAUAAUCCACAGGGACGUCAAGUCAACCAACAUAUUGAUAGACGAAAACUACACUGCAAAGAUCUCUGAUUUCGGAGCUUCCAGGUUAGUCCCUUUGGAUCGUACACAUGUGGCAACACUAGUCCAAGGAACACUUGGUUAUUUGGACCCAGAAUACUUCCAAACAAGCCUGUUAACAGAAAAGAGCGAUGUAUAUAGUUUUGGAGUAGUCUUAGCCGAACUUCUAACAGAAAGGAAACCUGUGUCUCCAAAUUUGAGUGAGGAGGAGGAUCGAAACUUAUCUGCAUUUUUUAUUCGAUCCAUGAAUGAGAAUAGACUGUUUCAGAUUCUUGUGCCUAGGCUAGUAAAGGAGGGGACACUUGACCAACUUCAAAGAACUGCAGAGCUUGUGAAAAGAUGCCUUCAACUUAAUGGAGAAGAUAGGCCUAAAAUGAAAGAAGUAGCUAGUGAACUUGAAAGUAUAAGAAUGUACUCUAAGCAUUCUUGGGAGGGGCGUUCUUGUUUUGUACAUGAAGAGGAUGAACCAUCAGAUCUUUAUGCGGUUCUAAAUAGCCCAUAGUGCUUAUUACAUGGGAUCAUGUAUAAUGCCACACAUGAAGGGAUGCAAGAGUAGGAACAUAAUGUUACCCACAUGAAAAAAUUCCAAUAGACUAGCAUGUAGGUUGCUUGAAUUGGCGCGCUGUUUGAAGUUUCAUAUUUUAUCGAACUUAAAUGUAUGUUUUUCUUAAUAUAUGCAAUUUCUGUUGGUUUUGCUUCC